AUGACGAUUCUUUGUGCCAUGGUGAAGAACUCGAAGAUGGUCUUUGGCACUGCAGUGGACAUGCCACACUUGGAGGACAUCCUCAAGGAGAUCGGACCAAGGAAGGCCAAGGAGGACUAUGCUCUUCUCCUGACCCCGCUCUCCUUCCUCUUGGUCUACCGCCUGAACCGCUCCGCGGUGCGCUUCUACGACGCCCGUGCGGCGGCGGGGAAGCUCAUCGAGACCUGCCGCGUCCUGGCCGGCGAGGCGGUUCGCUUCUGUAACCACGACCGAGGCGCGGUGGAGGAGCUUUGCCGGUGGAUCGUGGCGUUUCCCGUGUGCACGCGCAACUUCUUACGCUCCAAGCCCUUCGAGCUUGACGAGUUAGAAGGAAUUCUGAAGGACAAGGAGAUUGAACGGCUGAAGAGGGCAACUGUCCAGACGCUCUUCUGUUGUGAUCGGAUGAGACAGGCUGCCUUGCGGGCGACCAGGAGUAACCAGAGGGAUUCGGCCCCGCUAGCUGCUCAUAUGCUGCAACAGAUGGAAGAGCAUAUUGCUACCCUGACUGGAGCCAUGGGCGCAAUGGAACGGAUCAACAACACUCCGUUGCCCUUCGCCUACGUCUCGCAUUUGCGCACGUGCCUGGUGCUCUACUUGUUGGGUUUACCCUGGAUGCUCCGGGCAGAGUCCUGGUGGUCAGUGCCGCUGGUGAUUCUGAUCUCCUAUGCACUUCUGGGUGUUGAAGCUGCUGCGGUCGCAUGUGAACGCCCUUUCCAAGAUCAAGCGAAUCACUUGCCUUUCGACCAGUUCGCCAAAGUGGUGGCUGAAAACGUCAGGCGCUUGACUCAAGCACCGCGCGAGAAGUUUGCGUUCUGUGGACGAGCCAACGCGUUUUUGAAGGUGCGAGCAUGA
This is a messenger RNA of Durusdinium trenchii, 891 nucleotides long. Lineage: Eukaryota; Dinophyceae; Suessiales; Symbiodiniaceae. The record is from the annotation of a GenBank genome assembly.